AUGGUCCAAGUCAACCUCCCGAAGCGACGAUGGAGUUGGGGCAAGGGCGACUCCUCCCACCUCGUCGUGACGUACAAUGUAGACGAUGAGGGCACUACUCCCCACCCAAGCAGUCCUCGACACACUACAGUCACGGUCCCGCUCUACCCCUGCCGCUCCCACCGCCGGCGAGGGUGGGCCAAACUGCACUCUUCGGCGCCGACCGUGUUGGCGUACCAUCUCCUCGACGGCCCAAGUGCUAGCCCCACACUCCUCCUCUUCCGUACCCGGCCAACAACGGACUGGAUGAGGGACAUACCAGACUACACACCCUUGGGAGCCAUGGUGAUCCCGGGCACACAUGAGAGCUGCGCCCUGUAUGGCUACUUCAUCUCCCAGUGCCAACAAGUCGCUACACCCAUAGCGCAACAGCUCGAAGACGGGGUGCGGUUCUUUGAUAUCCGGCUCAAGGUCGAGGACGGCAAGUUGCUUACCUACCAUGGUAUCCGUCCCGAACGCUCCACUCUCCAACACGAGCUGUCCACCCUCUCGGCCUUUCUGCGCGCACACCCAUCCGAAACGCUCGUGGUGAGCAUCAAGGAGGAGACGCCGCCGUGGGACGUGUCCUUCUCCCGACUCGUCUACGAAGCCUUUACGGAACCGGCAUGGCGCGACCUGUAUCGCAUAGACUCGUUCCUUGACAUUCCCGAAAAGGCCAUCACAGUCGUUGCGCACCUCAUCCCAACGCUCGUCCCAACCACCUCCCCACUCACCCCGCCCCCGUCCCCAUUCCCGUCCAUGUCCUCCGCGACUACACAGACCCCAUGGACAAUCUCCUUCACCUCGGCCUCCAACUUUCCACUCGCAGCACCGACGUGGAUCGCCAAGGGGCUGGGCACGGCCUCGUGGCUCGGCCUGGGCGUCGAGGGCGUCAACCCGCGCAUUGUCAAGUGGCUGCUCCUCACCGCCAGCGAGGGACUGAGACCGCGCGCGACGGUGUUGAGUGAUUUCUACAGACAGGCGCCAGGCGGCGGAGAGUUUGGGGAAGGUGGGGAUCGCGGGUUGGCAGAGCUGCUGGUGGCACUCAACUUUGUGUAG
Molecule: messenger RNA, 1077 nt
Organism: Apiotrichum porosum
Lineage: Eukaryota; Fungi; Basidiomycota; Tremellomycetes; Trichosporonales; Trichosporonaceae
Exons: 4
Coding region: 1-1077 (358 amino acids)
Biological process (GO): lipid metabolic process
Molecular function (GO): phosphoric diester hydrolase activity
Source: RefSeq, a predicted model, not a curated record